Molecule: messenger RNA, 1683 nt
Organism: Exophiala viscosa
Lineage: Eukaryota; Fungi; Ascomycota; Eurotiomycetes; Chaetothyriales; Herpotrichiellaceae
Exons: 4
Coding region: 88-1683 (531 amino acids)
Molecular function (GO): protein binding
Source: RefSeq, a predicted model, not a curated record
UCAACUCACCUCACAUUGUCUCUCAGCCUCGGCCUCCUGCGUCAGCGGAUCGCUUGUACGUCGUCGUCGUCACAUCUGCUCGCCAACAUGUCGAUCGUGAAGAAACGUAACGUUCGACACGGUCACCCAGCUAGGUAUCGCCUACGCUCGAGUGUCAGCCACGCAGCAGGAGCGGCACCACGCUUGAUCAGGAGGAACACGGCUUUCGUCGUGUCUCGCGCAAUACUCACCAACAUCAGACCUGCUCGGGUGCGCCGAACUCGAAGUGGAGAGGCGACGGGACCUGACCCAGACAGACCAACAAUCCUCAGUCUUCCGAACAAUGUGCUCUUGGACGUCCUCAACUCUCUAGACGUGCCUUCAAGGAUUUGCAUGGGUCUCACCUCAAAGUUCUUCGCUCAAAUGGCCGGUAUGGUCGAUACAGCUCUUGACGAUCAAGCAAGCAUUGUCAAAUUUCACCGUCGUUGCCCACUUCCACCAUGCAUGUACACUACACACCUCAGCGACCGACGCAUCUUGCUUCUGACCUUGAGGUCAUACAUGCCUUGGAAUUACCGAUUGUGUUGGAAGUGUGUCAAAUAUACCAAGAUCAGCGAUUCAAAAUGGUUCUUUACCACCAGGAUUCGGCUCGACGGUCUCGACGGUCUCAAUCUUGAUUCAUUCAAGAAUAUCCGCUCAGACAACAAGAUAUGGGCCCAUGCUGACUGUGUCAUGUCUGGAACACACCUGGCUAUGUGGGCCAUCAUGACACCAGGCGCCUGCGGCGGCUUCUCUGCAAACCAUACGGCGUGGCCAAGGUCGAUGCAACCGCUAAGAUUUUCCUGGGGUCCUGAGGGAGGACGCUUCACUCUUGCCAACAUCGAUGACGAUGAAGAUAGCUCUACGAGCGACAACUCGGAUGACACACACAGAUCUGCAGUACCGUCGAUGGGUUCACAAAACCCAGCUACAUUACCUCCGCUGACCCUUGCGCUGACCCUUGCGCUGACCGAAACGUACUCCACGGACGUGAUAUAUCAGAUUCGUGAUAAGUUCAUAACGCAACUUGCCAGCGUCGAUAUCCACAAGGUACCGCACUUCUUGCACCCCAAUAGCAAGCUGAAGGGCACGGCGCCCCAAGAGGGCAAAUUCAGCGCUGAACAAAUACGCUCAAUCACCAACCUUAUCUUCGUGGAAAUGCUAGGCCAGUCGACUUUUAAUCGCCUCACUCAACUGGUUAAGUGGUAUAACCACACUACUAGUAGCGACCCCGGUGUUGUCCUUCCUGCGAAGAAUACCGCCGUGGACCAGAAUCUUCCGGAGAUCUGUCGCUACCUCUUCUUGGCUUGGGCAAGAGCAGAAGAGUCUACUGUGAGGGAGAACAACUUCUUCCGGGCUAUCCAAGGGCACACCGCCAGGUUCGAAAUCAGCCACUACUACCGAAGCCUAAUCAAGGCCGCCCAGAAGGACACCUAUUAUGAUGUUAGACGUACCCUCGUCGAACACGGAUACCAUAUGAAAUCUACAUGCGCCGCGUUGGUUCGACCAUUCCUAGCUGUUGAAAGAACCGAUGCUGGCCAAGACUUGCGCCGGUGUCCGCCUCUCCAUCAAGCUCGCUGCUACCAGAAACGAUUCGUUCCAACAACGCAUCGAGAGUGCCAUUGGAAUCUACGCAAGGACCAACAGACAAGAGAUGUCAGUUGA